ACUUCCUUCCUUUCAUACAUAUCUCCACUUCUUUCGUAUAUCCUGUUCCUUAAAAAAUAAAACACCAAAAGAACACCCAAUUCACCGUUUGACUCUAAUUUUCAAGAUUGAGAAAGAAUUUCUAAAGAUUUUGAGUUUAUGGGGUCUAAAGGAGGAGUUUUUUCCUGCUGUUUAUGCUUAAUUUUUGCUGUAUUUUUGCUGAGUUCUUCAUUUGUCAUUGGAGGUGAUAUAGUUCAUCAUGAUGAUGUUGCUCCAAAGAGGCCUGGUUGUAACAACAAUUUUGUGCUGGUAAAAAUUCCAACAUGGGUUCAUGGGAAUGAAGUAACUGAGUUUGUUGGCAUUGGGGCUCGAUUUGGCCCCACAUUGGAAUCAAAGGAAAAACGCGCUAAUCAGACGAGGCUUGCCUUUGCGGACCCAACGGAUUGUUGUAGCAAGCCUAAGAAUAAGCUCACUGGUGAGGCCAUCCUGGUGCACCGAGGUAAUUGCAGUUUCACUAGAAAAGCAAAAGUUGCAGAGGCUGCUGGCGCUUCAGCGAUCAUCAUUAUAAACAACCAAACAGAGCUCUUCAAGAUGGUUUGUGAGCCCGAUGAACCUGAUGUGGACAUUGGUAUCCCUGCCGUGAUGCUCCCACAAGAUGCAGGUACAAGCCUGAUAGAGUUUCUCAGGAACAGCUCUGCAGUUUCUGUGCAGCUAUACUCUCCAAAACGUCCAACUGUUGAUGUUGCUGAAGUGUUUUUAUGGCUUAUGGCGGUUGCUACCAUUUUAUGUGCUUCUUAUUGGUCUGCAUGGAGUGCCAGAGAAGCAGCAAUUGAGCAGGACAAGUUCUUAAAAGAUGGCUCAGAUGAUUAUGGUGGCAAGGAGGUGACCCAUUCCGGUGGUGUAUUGGACAUCAGCACAACAUCAGCACUUCUGUUCGUGGUGGUUGCAUCUUGCUUCUUGAUUAUGCUUUACAAGUUGAUGUCUUUCUGGUUUAUUGAGGUUCUGGUGGUCCUAUUUUGCAUCGGUGGCGUUGAGGGUCUACAAACCUGUUUGGUGGCCUUGUUAUCAUGUUUCAGAUGGUUUGAACAUGCUCAUGAAUCGGUUGUUAAAGUUCCACUUCUGGGGCCUGUUUCAUAUCUUUCGCUGGCAAUUUCUCCGUUCUGCUUAGCUUUCGCUGUUAUGUGGGUGGUUUUCCGCCGUGUCUCCUUUGCUUGGAUAGGUCAAGACAUACUUGGUAUUGUGUUGAUCAUUACCGUUCUCCAGAUCAUACGAGUUCCCAAUCUCAAGGUGGGAACAGUUCUUCUCACUUGUGCAUUCUUCUAUGACAUUUUUUGGGUAUUUGUUUCCAAAUGGUUGUUCCACAAGAGUGUUAUGAUAGAGGUUGCACGUGGUGAUAAUAGCGGAGAAGAUGGAAUUCCCAUGUUACUGAAAAUCCCACGAAUGUUUGAUCCUUGGGGUGGCUACAGCAUCAUUGGGUUUGGCGACAUAAUUUUACCAGGAUUAGUAGUAGCAUUUUCAUUAAGGUUUGACCACUACCUGAAUGAUAAUUGCAUUUCGUCCUUUUAUUUUCUCUGUACAGGUUUAUUUGUAACAUAUGUGGCUCUGAACUUGAUGGAUGGGCAUGGUCAACCUGCUUUGCUAUAUAUAGUUCCUUGCACAUUAGGCACGUUUUUGAUGUUGGGGAAGAAAAGAGGUGACUUGAAGCAUCUAUGGACAAGAGGAGAACCAGAUAGGCCCUGCCCUCAUAUCCGGCUUCAACCGGUAGAGUAAAUUAGAUUUUGUACUAUAUCUGUAAUCACAUGUAGCUCUGAUUUGUCAAAAUACAAAGUUAGGGUACAUAUGUUAGAAGUCUGAAAGAGGUUAGAGUUCUGAAAGUCAUACAUAGGUUACUUAGGUUGCUCCCCGACCCCGCCCUAUCCGGAUGUUGAGUACAUUGUUGUUAACCACAUAGUACGUAGUUUUUCUUUGGGACCAUUUCUCAAUUUGUAUGUCUUUAUGCUAAUCUUUUCUGUAUCGUUCUAAUUUUAUGAUGUCCCAAAAAGGAAUGAGAAGAGCGUGUAGUUUACUGUUAUGCAGUUGCAAAGAUAUUUAUACCGCUUUGCAGUUUGCAAGGCGUUCA
This is a messenger RNA of Nicotiana tabacum (common tobacco), 2098 nucleotides long. Lineage: Eukaryota; Viridiplantae; Streptophyta; Magnoliopsida; Solanales; Solanaceae. The record is from RefSeq and is a predicted model, not a curated record.